Molecule: messenger RNA, 771 nt
Organism: Neohortaea acidophila
Lineage: Eukaryota; Fungi; Ascomycota; Dothideomycetes; Mycosphaerellales; Teratosphaeriaceae
Exons: 1
Coding region: 87-470 (127 amino acids)
Source: RefSeq, a predicted model, not a curated record
UUCUUGUCUUCUCAAUUAAACAUUAAUACUUCUAAUCAGUCUAUCCUAUCCGCCCAAACGGCCCUUGCCUCCACGCCCACGUCACCAUGCACUUCCUCAACAUCCUCGCCCCCCUCCUGGCCCUCGCCGCCACAGCCACGGCAGCACCAGCCGAAAGAAUCUUCAAGCGGGUCGGCUGCACCUGCAACGCAGCCUUCACGGCCGUGUGCGAAAACGGCGCAACCGAAGCGCCGCUCAACGUCGAGAGCGGCGUGUGCACCUAUGCCUGCACGCAGCCGCGCGGCGGCAUCAAGAAAAUCUACGGCGAGACGGACGGCGACAACUGCCAUCGCCUGACGGCGUACGGGACGAGCAAUUGCGAGCAGCCGACGUACUCGUCUACCACCACGGAGUGCAAUCGCGGCCAGCCGGGGUUGACGUCGGGGAAUGCGCAGUGGUAUGGGUUCAUUGCUGAUUGUGCCUGCGAGUGAGGGCCAUUGUCGUGGAGGCGGAGGUUGAAGGAUGGGUAUAUAACUUUUUGUGUCGUAAUCGAUCAAUGUGAACUUUGUGUUGCAGUCUUGAGAACGAACAUUUGUUGCCUCGCCGGGAUUGUGAUGGACCUCCGCUGCUGUAGUGUCCCACUCCCCCGGGCUCGAAGCUGGAAAGAUUGAAAAGCGUCGGCGAGGCCAACACAGUUCAAGGGAAGCCGCACAUGAAGCCCGCCACGACCGCCAGACUCGCCACGACCGACACCAACGAUGCCUUCGCAGUUGCGCCCGCGCUCUUGGCGGA